UAACUUUACUGAGGCGCUGGAAUCACUUAAAAAGUCGGACGGAAGGGUGUUCAUCGCAAAUAUGGACGAAAACAACGCUAGAAUUCUACAACAGCAAGCCUCACAUGUUUGGACGGGGUAUAAUUUUCUAUCGUCAUGGAUCUUCAAAGGUUUCAUGUUAACAGGAGAUACUGGGGCUAUGGGUGACGUUUACUCCAUAUUUCUGGAGCCAGAAAACAACCAGAUUAUGACCAAUACGCUUCAACAUAUUUUGAAUGAUAUACGAUACAAGAAUAGUAUAAUUACGGCGAUUAAAAUGAUUCGUACCGCUUAUACUAGAAUUUUGCGUCGAUACAAUGAAAUGGAAAGAAAAUAUUUUUUUUGGAAUUUAACUAACAAAAUACGGAAGCAACUAUCAUCAGGCGCCAAAGUAAAUGUCCAUUUGAAAAGCCCGCGAGAAGUUUUUACCGAAAUGACCAUUAUGGAUGGUAAAGUGACCACCCACUAUAAGAGACAGCGUCGGCGUGAAGAUAUGACUAGUUGCUCUUUUAGAAGAACUGAUUACCACAACCCGUGCGAUGACCAUACACUUCUGAACAUAAUGAUAGUUUUCGUUGUGAUCGCUUCGUGUGGUCUGGUGGCGACCAUUUUCUACUACAGGUUUGAUUUUAACAUACGGCGGUAGAUAAACCUUGAAUAAUAAAGGCUCCGUCAAGCCUCGCCAGACAGAGCGUGGCUAGGUGUGAUAUGCACUUCGAGUGGUGACCGCGUGCUCUGGACAUACUGGUUCCUUUAAUGAUAUCUCCCCAAAACUUGAUAAAGAAGUCUGAGAAAUUGGCUUUUACUAAAAUG
Molecule: messenger RNA, 831 nt
Organism: Manduca sexta (tobacco hornworm)
Lineage: Eukaryota; Metazoa; Arthropoda; Insecta; Lepidoptera; Sphingidae
Exons: 4
Coding region: 62-664 (200 amino acids)
Source: RefSeq, a predicted model, not a curated record